Messenger RNA from Planococcus citri (citrus mealybug), 536 nucleotides. Its product is annotated as protein LLP homolog. The record is from RefSeq and is a predicted model, not a curated record. NCBI's taxonomy places the organism in Eukaryota, Metazoa, Arthropoda, Insecta, Hemiptera, Pseudococcidae. The transcript has 2 exons. The coding region runs from base 109 to 495 and encodes 128 amino acids.
CAAAACGUAAAUAAAAGUUGAUAAUAGUUUUUUGACAACACAGUUCUAAUUUUGAUGUGUUUCUCGGAUAAUAUUUUAAUUGAAAACUCUUAAUUAUACUUUACUAAAAUGGCUAAGAGUAUCAGAAGUAAACGUAUGCGUAAACUUCGAGCUUUCAAACGAAUACGUUAUGGUGAAAAAGAACUUGCCCGGUUGAAAAAUAUGGUCGAGAAAGCAGCUGAAGAAGAAAGGCAGGAUGCCGAAGCUGCUGCACAGUCAGAAUCCGUUCAAAAUUCUGACGCCGGAGUUGCCUCAUCAACGAUGGACGUAGAUAAGGAAAAUGUUGAAUCCAAAGUUACCAAACCUUCGAAAUAUCCGUGCUGGCUUUCACACUUCAAGAUCAAGAAAUUAGCGAAAAUGGAUCGUAAAUGUAAACGCAAGGAAGCUAAAAGAUUAAAAAAGGAACAAAAGAAAACGUUGAAGCAGGGUAAAAAGAAGGGUAAAGGUAAAAAAUGAAUUGUGAUUUGUAAUUAAAUAAUAAAUAAUUUUUAUAAUUA